Molecule: messenger RNA, 1617 nt
Organism: Menidia menidia (Atlantic silverside)
Lineage: Eukaryota; Metazoa; Chordata; Actinopteri; Atheriniformes; Atherinopsidae
Source: the annotation of a GenBank genome assembly
CAGCAGGGGUGGGUUAGGAGAAAGGAGUGCAUGUGGACUAUACACACAUGAGUAGAGCCGCGGACGGACGCAGGAGCUGUGUGUGGACUGUACUGUGAAGCUGAAGCCCCGCACUGAACCAGCCAGAGUUAUGUACUGUGCUCAUCCUGUGUCCGGCACAGGCAACAGCCCACUCAUGUACUGCUACAACAUGAAACCAGUGUAUGGUCAGUCUCCCGGCACUGACAGCAUCAACCAGAACUCCUCUUCACACCCAUCGAGCAAGGCCCCCAGCAAUGUGUUUGCCAGCACAUUCUUUGAGGGGAUGAGCAAUUCGCCUGACAUCUGGAAUGCUGUAAAUGGGCUGAACCAGCAGGGCUAUGAAGGUGCGCUGGGAGCCGCCUCCACCCACCAGACGCAGCCGGGCAGCUUCAGCAGCCUGCAGCCAGCACAUGGUCACCUGGACUUCUCUCCGCAUACAGCGGUGGCUGAUAUGAACCGGAGUCUUCCACCGAUGUCCACUUUUCACCGCAACAGCGCGGUAUCACACACUUCAGCGGUCAACUCUUCAGAGAACUCAACAGUCUCAGGGAGCCAUGGAAACGUGUCAGGGGCGUCACAGACUGGUGAUACCUUGGGGAAAGCUCUGGCAUCUAUUUAUUCCCCUGAUCACACCAGCAGCAGCUUCCCCUCCAGCUCCUCCACUCCGGCGAGGUCUCCGUCUCCACUGCCAAACACAGCCGAGCCUGCAGGUACGAACAUGUGGCCUCGCAGUUCAGUCCAGGCACCAGUCUCCCCACAGUAUGAGUCCUCGCUCAUAUCAAUGUCUCAGGUGGAGGACCGACUGGACAGACUAGAUGAUGUAAUCCAUGUUUUGAGGAACCACGCUGUGGGCCCCACCGCCGGUCUCCCCACCGACAUCCACGGCCUGCUGAACCAGUCCCACCACGCUCACCCAGGCUCUGCCAGCACUUUACCACUCACCUGUCACACUCCAGCCAUGGUUAACAAACAUUUCUUUGAAGUUGAAGCUGUCACUCUGAACAACAACCACUCAGCCUUUCAGAGCCGCGCACAAAAUGGCCACCCGUACCCGGCCAGACAGAGGCCCACACUUCAGCCUGUACAAGGAGGAGGAGGUGGUUCAGGACUUCAGAGUAAUCUGGAGCUUAAGAUGGAAAGCAGGGAAUUGGAAGAAAUGAUGCACAACAAUCACGGUUCCGACAGCCCGAGAUCAGAUGAGGAGAGUGAGCACAAAACACACAGUACUCAUGAAGACGAGGACCUGAGCCCAGAGCAGAAAGCUGAGCGCGAGCGGGAGAGGAGGAUGGCGAACAACGCCCGGGAGCGCCUGCGUGUGCGGGACAUCAACGAGGCCUUCAAGGAGCUGGGCCACAUGUGCCAGCUGCACCUGAAGAGCGAGAAGCCGCAGACCAAGCUGCUGGUGCUGCACCAGGCCGUGGCCGUGAUCCUCAGCCUGGAGCAACAAGUCAGAGAGAGGAACCUGAACCCAAAGGCAGCGUGUCUGCGGAGAAGAGAAGAGGAGAAGGCAUCCUCCAUCAUGGCAGAUUCUCAUCUGGGCUUUCACCCAAGUCUGACAGACCCGGCAAACCCCAUGGGCCACCUCUGAGCGCCUGA